GGUUAAAAAUGCAUUGGUGGAACUCCGAUGCGCGUGAACGCGUGCCCGACACCUCUUCUGGAGUACGCGGUGCGCAGGUCUGAUCUGCUGUUUAUCACGCACUGACACUGAUACCGAUACUUAAGGGACACAAAGCCGGGAAUAAAAGCACUAUAAAAUGUGGAAAGCUGUGGUGGGACAUGAUGUUAAUGUGAAGGUCGAGUCAGAGGGGGACGACUGGGAAACAGAUCCAAAUUUUGAGAAUGAUGUCUCAGAGCAGGAGCAGAGAUGGGGUGCCAGAACCAUAGAAGGAUCAGGCCGAAAAGAACACAUCAGCAUUGCAGAGCUCAGACAGAAUGUGUCUCGGGAACAUGAGGUGGUUAAGAAGAAAGAGAUGGACCAGGCCCCUAAAGCCUCUUACGGCUACGGAGGGAAAUUUGGAGUUGAGAAAGACAGAAUGGACAAGGGUGCUUUAGGGCACAGCUAUGUGGCAGAGGUAGAGCAGCACUCAUCCCAGACAGAUGCAGCAAAGGGUUUUGGGGGGAAAUUUGGUGUUCAGAAGGACCGUGUGGACAAGUCUGCCAUGAGCUACGAGUACAAGGGUGAGGUUCAGCAGCAUGCAUCUCAGAAAGAUUACGCUAAAGGUUUUGGUGGCAAGUAUGGUGUACAGAAAGAAAGAGUUGACAAGGCUGCAAUGGGAUACGACUACAAAGGCGAGACUGAGAAACACCAGUCACAGAAAGACUAUGCAAAAGGCUUUGGGGGAAAAUACGGAGUGGAAAAAGAAAAAGUUGACAAGGCUGCAAUGGGUUACGACUACAAAGGAGAAACAGAGAAACAUCAGUCACAGAAAGACUAUGCAAAAGGUUUUGGGGGGAAAUACGGCGUGGAAAAAGAAAAGGUUGACAAGGCUGCUUUGGGUUACGACUACAAAGGAGAAACAGAGAAACAUCAGUCACAGAAAGACUAUGCAAAGGGUUUUGGAGGACGGUAUGGAGUCGAAGCAGAUCGCAUGGAUAAGAGUGCAGCUUCAUUCAGUGAGAUGGAGUCACCAUCAUCAGCUUAUGAAAAGCCUCAAGCUUUCGAGGCCUCAAGUGUAGGAGCUGGAAACCUUAAGGCUCGGUUUGAGAACAUGGCGAAGGCCUCUGAUGAAGAGAACAAGAAGAGAGCAGAGGAGGAGAGAGCCAGAAGACUCGCUAGAGAGAAGAGAGAACGAGAAGAGGCACAACGCAAACAGGAGGAGCAGAGCAAGUAUGAAGAGGAGGAAGAGAAUCAGAGACCUCCAUCUGUGCCAGCAUCCCAGAAACCCCGAGAGGCGUUCAGAAACCUGCCUGAAAUUCCCAGAGAUGAACCAGAGACAGAACCUCAGGUGUUUCACGCGGAGGAGCAGCCUGACUAUGAGGAACCGCCAUGUCUGCCGCCCCGCCCAGCUGACCUGAUUGAAGAGGAGGAGGAGCCGGAGCCUGAGCAAUUUUAUGCUGAGUGUGAUCCUGACCCCAUACCUCAGGAUGAAGAUUAUGAGGAUGCUGUCUCAUAUGCUCCCCCAGCAGUUGUUGAUAAUGAUUAUGAAGACCUAAGUGUGGGGGGACAAACAGCCAGAGCCAUUUAUGACUACCAAGGAGAGGCCAGUGACGAGAUCUCCUUCAUGCCAGAUGACAUCAUCACUAACAUUGAGAUGGUGGAUGAGGGUUGGUGGAAAGGAACGUGUCAUGGUCGCACAGGCCUGUUUCCUGCCACCUUUGUGGAGCUCAUGUAGUUACUAAUAAUCAGUGAUCAAAUGUAUGUUUGUUAGCCACUUGCAGACAAUUAUCUUUUAUUGCAAUUUUCUAUGACAUACAAGUGCAAUAUACUAACAUGUUUUUUGGUUGUUUUAAUGAACCUGUUUCCUAUUAGCUGAACAACAUUUUACAUUCAAGGCACAUGGUUGGUUAACAGAUUACAUGGACAUUAACUUUUUUUUAUGAAGAUGUUAGAUUAAAAUAUAUAGGAUUGUUUGCACUACCGUUCAAAAGUUUGGGGUCUGGUUUUGUAAUGUUUUUGAAAGAAUUCUUUGCUGCAUUUAUUUGAUCAAAAAUACAGUAAAAAAGUAUUAUUGUGAAAUAUUAUGACAAUUGUUUUCUAUUUAAAUAUAUUUUAAAAUGUAUUGCUGUGAUGGCAAAACUGAAUUUUCAGCAUCAUUACUCCAGUCUUCAGUGUCACAUGAUCCUUCAGAAAUCAUUCUAAUAUGCUGAUUUGCUGUUCAAGCAACAUUUAUUAUUAUUAUCAAUGUUGAAAACAGUUGUGCUGCUUAAUAUUUUUGUGGAAACCGUGAUACAUUUUUUCAGAAUUCUUGGAUGAAUAUAAAGUAUACAGCAUUUAUUUUAAAUAUUUUUACUGUCACUUUUGAUCAAUUUAAUGCAUUUGUGCUGAUUAAAAUUAUAACAAUAGUAUUAAUUUCUUUAAAAAAAACGUGUAUUUUGAACGGUAGUGUAUGUAUCAAGGCACAUGAUAUAAAUGUCUAAGUCACAUUUUUCAAUGACCUUUUUGCCAAGGUCCAAAUUUUCAAACAAAAAGUAUGGUAGCAGUAAUAUUAACACAAAUUAAGAUAUUUUUAAUGAAAUCCAAGUUUUGUUUUUUAUCACCAAUAGAAAGCAACAUAAUUACAGUCAUUCAAGGCCCAGAAAGGUACUAAAGCCAUUGUUAAAAUUGUCCACUGACUAGUGUUUCAACCUUAAUGUUAUGAAGUGACGAGAAUACUUUUUGUGUGCAAAAAAAAAAAAAAAAUCCGACUUUAUUCAAAAAUGUAUUCUCUACCCUGUCAGUUUCCCACGCAGUUGACUUCUGUGUUUACGUCCGAACACAGGCUCAGUAUUGGCCAACGCUCUUCAUGUGAGCAGCACGAUGCAUGCGUGUGAUGCUGACGCAGGAGCCAGCCAAUACUUAGCCGCCGUUCAGACGUAAACAAAAAAAUAUUGCAUUUUUGGGUGAACUAACCCCUUAAUGCAGAGGUAUACCAUAAUGCUUUAUAGAGAUACAUAAUUUCACGCUUUUUAAAUAAUUUCAUACAAUUUAUAUGCCAAGCCACUGGCUUAAUGCUUCUUUGACUCAAUGUUAUGCAUUUGUGUUGACCACAAAAUAAAAGACAAAAUUUCCCAUGA
Molecule: messenger RNA, 3116 nt
Organism: Ctenopharyngodon idella (grass carp)
Lineage: Eukaryota; Metazoa; Chordata; Actinopteri; Cypriniformes; Xenocyprididae
Gene: hcls1
Product: hematopoietic cell-specific Lyn substrate 1
Exons: 16
Coding region: 158-1735 (525 amino acids)
Biological process (GO): regulation of actin filament polymerization
Cellular component (GO): cortical actin cytoskeleton; plasma membrane; actin filament
Molecular function (GO): actin filament binding
Source: RefSeq, a predicted model, not a curated record